Molecule: messenger RNA, 1954 nt
Organism: Solanum dulcamara
Lineage: Eukaryota; Viridiplantae; Streptophyta; Magnoliopsida; Solanales; Solanaceae
Product: nudix hydrolase 2-like
Exons: 9
Coding region: 240-1085 (281 amino acids)
Molecular function (GO): NADH pyrophosphatase activity; ADP-ribose diphosphatase activity; NAD binding
Source: RefSeq, a predicted model, not a curated record
UUGGCCUAUUCGCUGGGAACGUGUUAGUGGAAUGCCCAUCAUUCAUUACGCACACGGCGCACACUAGUCUCUUCACUAGUACAGUACGCCCCACGCCCGCCUAUUUAUAUUCAAUUCACACUUUGCAGCAGCAUCAAUUUCAUUCGCAGAGUGUUCGUUCUCAGCUGAAAACUCUAUUUUCAAGGCGUCCAAAUAGAAAAGUCUGCUGCACAAAUUUGGACCAAGUUGAGAUCCUAUAUAUGGAGAAACUCAUAUUUCAAAAUGGUGUCAAGAAGGAUCAGUUGCUUUCUGCAGUAAAUGAUUAUCAUGGUGGAGUUAUAGUGGAAUUGAAGGAGCAUAUGGACCCCAACGUCUUUCAAAACAUGCUUAAAGCUUCAUUAUCCAAGUGGAGGUUGCAGGGGAAGAAGGGUGUCUGGAUUAAACUGCCAAUUGAACUCGUAAAUUUGGUUGAAACUGCAGUUAAGGAAGGGUUUUGGUACCACCACGCAGAACCUCAUUACCUGAUGCUUGUGUAUUGGAUUCCUGAGACUGAGAAUACCAUCCCAGCAAAUGCCUCACACCGAGUGGGUAUUGGCGCUAUUGUCUUAAAUGACAAAAGAGAGUUGCUUGUUGUCCAAGAAAGUAGCGGCAGAUUAAAGGGAACUGCUGUAUGGAAGAUCCCUACUGGUAUUGUUGAAGAGGGCGAGGAUAUAUUUGAAGGUGCAAUAAGGGAAGUAAAAGAAGAAACAGGAAUUGAUACUGAAUUUCUGGAAGUACUUGCAUUCAGGCAAACACACAAGGCAUUGUUUGGCAAGUCAGACUUAUUCUUCAUUUGCAUGAUGCGCCCUUUAUCAUUUGACAUUCAGAAGCAAGAUUUAGAAAUUGAAGCAGCCCAGUGGAUGCCAAUUGAUGAGUAUGCAGCUCUACCUUAUGUUCAGAAACAUGGGCUUUACAAGUACAUCAAAGAUUUAUGUUUGGUCAAGGCCGAAAGGAGUUACCCGGGGUUUACUCCUGUGCCUAUAACAUCAUUUUUUGAUGCUAGCACGAGUUUCCUGUACUUCAACAAGGAUGGUUUGAACCAGGAAAGCUCUGCAGUUCAUCUCUGAAGGAAGGUUUGGAGAUCGAAACUUGUAAGACUAACUGGAUCAAAUUCAAAGUUAGUAUUUUCUAUAGUAAUUGUUUCAAUCCUAUAUGAUGAAAUGAUGUGUGUUUUCAAUUUUCUAGUAGAGGUUAAUCCAAAAUUUAAACUUAAUGGGUUCAAAAUUUACGAUGGUUAACACUAAAGUCACUGAACCAUUAAAAUUAUGGGUUCAGAUAUAAUAUUUAUUGAGAUUUUAGUGAGUUUUAUACUUCAUGUAUAAGAUGAACCCAUAGCAUUACGCUACAUCCGUUGUUAUUACCUCGUACUUAUGUUGGUGGAAGAUAGUAAGGGUAUUGAGUGGAAUAGUGGAAGUAUGUGCAAGUUGACCCUGAUACCAUCGUCAUUGAAACAAAAAGAAGAAUUCUUACACACUACAAAAUCACUACUAGGUUCGAAACUUGUACGAUAUGGAAGAAGGCAUAGCUUGAUGGAAGGGAAAAGCUGGUGACAUCCUUUGCCUAUUUGCGAAGGCAAAUAAUAGUGUUCUCGUGUUUUGGGAUGAACAAAGAAUCAAAGAAUGAGAUGAACAAAAGUAACUUUCUUAUUUAUGACUGAGAAAUCCGUUUGGAGAUGAUCCUUUGGGUUAACUACAACAUUCAAAACUCGGGAAUGAUAGGUUCACUUUUCUAUCCUCCCCAAUUUAAAUACUAGUUUGCUUGUCACAACGGCUGAAAUAUGAAACAAUUUAGUAUUUCUUAGGUUUUAAUGUAUGUGAUGUAAUUUUACACACUGUUUGGAUGGUUGUUAAGUAUUAUUUUAUAAUGUAUCGAAUUGUAUUGUGUUGUGUCGUACUGUAUUGUUUUAAUGAAUAAACAGUUUGAAUAAAUUGUAUAA